Lingula anatina is the source of this 1361-nucleotide messenger RNA. RefSeq lists its product as uncharacterized. Lineage: Eukaryota; Metazoa; Brachiopoda; Lingulata; Lingulida; Lingulidae. The record is from RefSeq and is a predicted model, not a curated record.
AGAACGCACAGCCGCUUAUAGCGCUGGACGUAGGUUAGGGCGAAUAAGAUUUGGAGAGACAAUGGCGUCGACUCUUAAGGAGUUCCAAGCAUCUAGACAGUUUAAAGUGACCGACGACAUGAAACAAUGUUUUAAAGACGAAGGCUAUCUUUUGGUGAGAGGUCUUCUGGAUGAACAAGAAAUGGGGAAAAUAUUAACCGCGUUUGAAAACGACGCUGGAGUGGCAAAAUACUCGUUUGGUCGGGAUGACGGUCAUGGGCGGAAGUCCAAGUAUUACGCCUGGAACCAACCCGGAAAUGACAUCACAGGAAUGGUUGCUAGGAGCGAGAAAGUGGCGGGAACAUUUGAACAGUUACUUGAUGGCGAGGUGUAUCACUAUCAUACCAAGCUUACAAUGAAAGAUCCGUACACAGGGGGCAGAUUUAACUGGCAUCAAGAUUACGGGUACUGGUAUUACAACGGUUGCCUGUUCCCAGACAUGGGGACUGUCUUCAUUGCCUUGGAUCGCACAGAUAAAGAAAACGGCUGCCUGCAGGUGGUGCCACGGUCGCACAAGAUGGGCCGAAUUGCCCACGUGACCACUGGAGAGGAAGUUGGCGCGGACCUUGAGCGUGUUGAGCAAGUGCUCAAGGUUCUUCCAGUGGUCCACGUGGAGAUGAACCCAGGAGACGCGCUGUUCUUCCAUAGUAACGUGCUUCACCAAAGCGACCAGAAUAACAGCGCUAGGCGGCGCUGGGCGUACCUGAUAGCAUAUAACCGUGCCAGUAAUAACCCCGUCACUCCUCACCACCACCCACAGUACACCCCGCUACACAAGGUGCCCGACUCGGCCAUAUUGGCGGCCAGUCCAGUGGUUGAGGAGGCAGGGAAAGAUUACUUCUUAGGAGACGGCACCGAGUACAAGGCACUGACCACCAAAGUUGCAGGCUAAUUGGUGCCAUUUACAGCACCCAAAAGUGUUAAAAGUUGACAACUUAGCCGAAAUCAAGCGCACGUCGGUUUUGUCCAUAGACAUUUAUUUGCUAGAAAUUCUAUAUUUUUAUAACAAUGAUCUAUAAAUGAAAUGCACAUGUAGUUUGAAAAUGGGCGAUCAAAGUGCACAGUAUCAUCACAUAAUACAAAAUGUGUAUUACGAAUGGAAUGGAAGGUAAAAAGAAAAUCUCCAAUAUUGACACAUACAUGUGGAGCAAGUAAACAUGUAAGAACUGCCGCACGAAGUUCAUAGCAAACUCAUUAAAAUCCCUCUUGAAGCUACUAGUAUGCUUUCGCUUCUUUCACAGUUUUAAAAUAUAUGAAACUCAAAGCGAUCCAUAUAUUUUUUACCUCUCUAAAGUUUUGACGUUUUCUCCCACAGUGACAUA